This is a messenger RNA of Myotis myotis, 2316 nucleotides long. It is a transcript of the gene DLL3, whose product is annotated as delta like canonical Notch ligand 3. The record is from RefSeq and is a predicted model, not a curated record. The coding region runs from base 108 to 1910 and encodes 600 amino acids. Gene Ontology annotation, biological process: heterophilic cell-cell adhesion; Notch signaling pathway; multicellular organism development. Gene Ontology annotation, molecular function: calcium ion binding. Gene Ontology annotation, cellular component: protein-containing complex; plasma membrane. Lineage: Eukaryota; Metazoa; Chordata; Mammalia; Chiroptera; Vespertilionidae. The transcript has 9 exons.
CCCCUCGGGCCCCCUCGAGCCCCGUAGCGCUUGAAGGGGCGGAGCCGUCUCCUCAAAUAUAAGGCUCCGGAGCCAGCAGCUGCGGCUCCUCAGACCUCCAAAAGGCCAUGGUCUGCCCGUGGAUGCCUCAACUCCUGUCGCGGGCGGUGAUCCUGGCGCUCUUUUUCCUUCCCCAGGCACGGCCGGCAGGCGUUUUCGAGCUUCAGAUUCACUCUUUCCGGCCGGGACCAGGUCCAGGGGCCCCCAGGUCUCCCUGCAGUGCCGGGGGCCCCUGCCGCCUCUUCUUCAGAGUCUGCCUGAAGCCAGGGAUCCCAGAGGAGGCGGCGGAGUCUCCGUGCGCUGUGGGCGCUGCGCUGAGUGCGCGUGGACCGGUCUACACCAAACUGUCCCGGGCUCCAGCUCCUGACUUGCCGCUGCCCGACAGCCUGAUGCGCGUGCCCUUCCGGGACGCCUGGCCGGGCACCUUCUCUCUCAUCAUUGAAACCUGGAGAGAAGAGUUAGGAGAGCAGGUUGGAGGGCCCGCCUGGAGUCUGCUGGCGCGUGUGGCCGGCCGGCGCCGCCUGGCGGCCGGGGGCCCCUGGGCUCGGGACGUGCAGCGCGCCGGCGCCUGGGAGCUGCGCUUCUCUUACCGAGCGCGCUGCGAGCCGCCGGCCGUCGGGGCCGCGUGCGCGCGCCUCUGCCGCUCGCGCAGUGCCUCCUCGCGGUGCAGCCCGGGACUGCGCCCCUGCGCGCCGGUGGAGGACGAGUGCGAGGCGCAGCCGGCAUGUCGAGCCGGCUGCAGCCCAGAGCAUGGCUUCUGUGAGCAGCCUGAUGAAUGCCAAUGCCUGGAAGGCUGGACUGGGCCCCUCUGCACAGUCCCUGUCUCCAGCAGCACCUGUCUCAGCUCCAGGGGCCCGUUCUCUGCUGUCACUGGAUGCCUCAUGCCUGGUCCUGGGCCUUGUGAUGGGAAUCCAUGUGCCAACGGGGGCAGCUGUAGUGAGACACCCGGAUCCUUCGAAUGUGCCUGUCCCCGUGGGUUUUAUGGGUUGCAAUGUGAGGUGAGUGGGGUGACAUGUGCGGAUGGACCUUGUUUCAAUGGUGGCUUGUGUGUGGGAGGUACAGACCCGGAUUCUGCCUACAUCUGCCACUGCCCACCUGGUUUCCAAGGCUCCAACUGUGAGAAGAGGGUCGACCGGUGCAGCCUGCAGCCAUGCCAAAACGGCGGGCUCUGCCUGGACCUCGGCCACGCCCUGCGCUGCAGCUGCCGCGCCGGCUUCGCGGGGCCACGCUGCGAGCACGACCUGGACGACUGCGCCGGCCGCGCCUGCGCCAACGGCGGCACGUGUCUGGAAGGCAGCGGCGCGCGCCGCUGCUCCUGCGCGCUCGGCUUCGGCGGUCGCGACUGCAGCGAGCGCGCCGACCCCUGCGCCGCGCGGCCCUGCGCCCACGGCGGCCGCUGCUACGCCCACUUCUCCGGCCUGGUCUGCGCCUGCGCGCCCGGCUACAUGGGCGCGCGCUGCGAGUUUCCCGUUAACUCCAACGGCGCGGACGACGACGGCGACAGCGUAGGCGCCUUGCCCGCGGCCCCGCGGGGCCUGAGGCAGGGUGGCCCGCAGCGCUUCCUUUUGCCGCCGGCCUUGGGGCUGCUGGUGGCUGCAGGUUUGGCCGGCGCUGCGCUCUUGCUGGUCCAUGUGCGACGCUGUGGCCCUGGCCGCGGUACUGGGUCUCGCUUGCUGGCGGGUACCCCGGAUCCAUCCGUCUUUGCGCUCCCAGAUGCACUCAACAACCUGAGGACGCAGGAGAGGCCCGGGGAUGACCCGAGCCCGUCAGUAGAUUGGAAUCGCCCCGAAGAUGGAGACUCUAGUGAGAUUUACGUCUUAUCUGCUCCUUCGGUCUAUGCUGGGGAGGUUCUCAAAUUUCCUUCCAAAUGAGAUGGAACAAGGCUAAGUAAGAUCCAACAGGGGAAUCUUCCUUAAUUUUGGGAAUAUCCUAAGACAGUUGCACAUUUCUUCUACGACUACUGUUACUACUACUACUGCUACCACUACCAUCACCACUACUGCUACUACUACUGCUACUCUGGAAAAUUACAAGCCUAUAUCAGCCAAUUUCUGCCAUCCUCCUUCCCCACAUUGUCUAGCAGGUAGUAGGCAUGGGCCUUUGGAAAUGAGCAAAAUUAUAGGAACUGAAGAAGUAAGAACAGAAAAAUAACAAGUGGAAUACAGCAGCAAAUGAAGGAGUCAUUUUAUUAGAACAUCAGCCAAGAUAUCUGCUUAUUCCUUGAAUUCAGUAAACAGAUACCAUAGAUUGAAUAAAUACCUAUAAAUUCAAGUUUCA